UUUCAGCCAUAUCCCACUUGAAAGCACGCUUUUCAAGAUGGGGGUACUGUCGACACUGACGCGAGGGCUGGUCCGCGGAGCAGACCGGACAGCGGAGUUCACGAGCAAGCGGGGCCCCAACACUUUCUAUAAAAGCAGAGGGGCUAUGCCCACGGGAAUACUAACAUCCAGCAGGAAAUUCAUACCUGUACGCGAAAUGACACCCGAGUUCGUGGUACCCAAUCUAGAAGGAUUUAACCUGAGACCCUACGUGUCCUUCAAAGCCCCAGCGGGGACGGAAGAACGCAUGACGGCGGAAGAACUCUUCGCCCAGGUGGUUGCGCCACAGAUCGAAAGGGACAUUGAAGCAGGCACGUUUGACAAGGAACAACUGGAAAAAUACGGAUUAGAGAAAACGCAAGAAGGAAAGCUGUUUAAAAUGUAUCCAAAAAAUUUUGUUCGUUAACUGUUUGUUAUAAUGAUUACUGGACUCUGAAACUGCGUUUCUACAGGCUCAAUACACCCUCUAGGCACAUACCGCUGAAACAGUUGGCCAUUACAGAAUAUGCAAAACAAUUUUGUUGUGACUUAAAUACAGCUCAUAUUACAGUGUUA
Molecule: messenger RNA, 594 nt
Organism: Electrophorus electricus (electric eel)
Lineage: Eukaryota; Metazoa; Chordata; Actinopteri; Gymnotiformes; Gymnotidae
Gene: mrpl41
Product: mitochondrial ribosomal protein L41
Biological process (GO): translation
Cellular component (GO): mitochondrial large ribosomal subunit
Molecular function (GO): structural constituent of ribosome
Source: RefSeq, a predicted model, not a curated record